Messenger RNA from Clonostachys solani, 336 nucleotides. The record is from the annotation of a GenBank genome assembly. Lineage: Eukaryota; Fungi; Ascomycota; Sordariomycetes; Hypocreales; Bionectriaceae.
AUGUCGUUGAUAUUUGACAAUCGCCUCACUUCGCCGCAGGUUGCACAGUAUGUAAGUGGUAUUUGGGCUGGGUUGCUUUUCAGUGUUGAUCAUGAUGUCUUGAGUGUCCGCUGGACCAACGACCUGCCCGUCAUUUUGUGGUUUGAAGAGCGCUGUGGAGCCGAUGAGAAUAAAGACUCGGUCCUGAUUGGUUUGAUUGGUCAUUUCGCAGAUAAUGUGCCAAUAAGCUUUACAAUAUCAAGGCUAGUAGAUGCCGUGGGGCCUUUGUGGGAAACGAAUGGAGCAAAUAUCUGCCAGUUUCUCAGGCACCCAACAGUUUCGGCCUUUCACAUGUAA